AUGAAUUGUCAUCAAAUAUUAAGUGGUGCUUGCAAUGCAGGUGAUCGGUGCUACGCUGUAGGCUCUGUCGAAGGGAUUUCUUUUACCGUAAGUCAGUGUACCGUGUUACCUGCAUACGCAGCAGGUUGUAACAUAGUGAUUCUUGCCAGUAAUUUUGAACGAGUUCAAAUAAUACCAGGAGCUGUGCACAACUACAUAAGAAUCAGUUGCUUGGACUGUAGCACAGACACGGGGAAAAUAGCUGCAGCCUAUGAAAAUCAAGUUUGCAUUUUCGAACCUACUCCGCUCAUUCACAGUACAUGUUCUCACCAAUUAGAAUAUCGAUGGGUUCAAACUGGUAGUCUAACGACUGAAUCGAAUAUUAGCUCCCUAUCGUGGAAUUUGGAAGGAACAAGAUUAUUAACUGGCGGAGAGCUUUUACAAUUGUGGCAUCAAAAUAUAACCCCGUUUCAGGAAGAACACACUGGUACAGUCACCUUUUCAAUCGGAGGAGAUGCUGAAAGUCCUGCGCCUGGUGAUUCGAGUAGUGGAAACGAACCAGGAGCAUGGAACUGUGUUUGGAAAUGUCGUACAGCUACACCAGUGCAUCUCAUGAGUUUCAGUCCAGAUGGCACAUUGUUCGCGACGACGGGAUUUAACGACAGAUUAGUGAAGAUAUGGUUUGAGAAUAAACAGUUGUUUUCAACGCGAAACAUGGAUCACGUAAAUGUUACCCAAUCUAUGGGUAGUGACAGUUAUAGUUUCGUUUACGUUGCUCAUCCUCGUGCGGUGACGCAUUUAUCUUGGCGCAAGACUAGUAAAUACAUGCCAAAAGGAUCUGUUUCCAACAUGCUAGUUACAUCCUGUAGAGACAACAUCUGUCGAGUAUGGGCAGAAACUAUACCUCCUGAAGUUGAAGGUUUGGCAAAUAUGAGCCAAUUUGAAGGGUCCGACCGACACGGCCAUCAUGGGAAACAUCGACAUCACAGCAUGCAUAAACAUCGAUUCAUGCAGCGGCUCAAACACAUGAAAACCUGUUUCCACAUUCGUCGACAUGCGAAACAGCAGCAUCAGGCAGGCCAUACCACUGCACCAACUUUACCAACUUUGCCUUCGACGUAUUCGGUUCACGAUUUUCACAAUAAUUACCAGGGAACAGGCCAUUAUCCAGGAAUGCAUUUUCACUUGGCAGCCAGCAUCAAUGCCGAAACUGAUAUACCGUUAGUACCGAGUUUAAUCACGGGAGAUCCUGAAAGAGAACCAAAUUUUAUUCUACAUUGGUUAAAUAACAAAGAGAUGCACUUUACGAUGCAAGCGGAAAGUAUUUUACAAGAGCUUACUCGCAAAGUCGUGGAGAAGGAAGAAGGAUUGCAUCAACAAGACGUGGAUCAUACAGAUCAUGAUACGGAUCACGAAGAGGAAGGUUUAUCCAAGAAGGGAGUAAAAUUACAAGCAGUACAAAAGUCGGGAGGCACGGUUCGGUCGACGAGCCAAGAAGAUCACAGCAGUGACGAACAUCAUACGACACACACAAUUUCAUCGCAUCAUAGCCUGCCACACAGCGCACAUUCUCACCAAAGUCUCAGUAAUACCACGUCCAUUAAUUCUAUUGCGACAGAUGUAACGUCUUCGAUAAAUCACGCACCGGACUCGUUAGAUACCAAGAUAGAAACGUUAUUGCGUGAUUGGCAUCACAAUCCAGAUUUACUUUUUUCAAUUCAUCCAAUAGACGGGAGUUUCUUAAUUUGGCACAUCGAAUGGUUGGACGAAUAUCAUCCAGGAUCAUUUCGACAAGCACAAAUAUCAUUUUCCACCAGAAUACCCAACGCAUUUCCUUUGGGCGAUGCUUCUACAAUGAGUCACAGUGUAUCGAUGUAUUCGCACAAUACAGGUGGUCCAUUGUUGAAUAUACGAGAAGUGGCAAAAUCAUCCACAAAGCCAUCCAAUGAAGCUAGUGAUGUUGCAACACCGUUGCCGAGUUUGAUCGAACAGGAUGAAGAACAGUCGACAUUGACGUCGAAAACAGGGCAGGAACUGUUGAAGAAUAUUGAAAGUUCGACGGAUCAAAAUGCCUCUAAAGAGAAAGACGGUCAGUUGUUGGCGGAAGGUGGAAAAACGAAUCAAGAAACGGUGGAUUUGCUGGCCCAUCCGAGUCCAAUCGUUUCGAUGGUGUCGAAACAUUCGAACGGCACGUUAAAUUUAUGGCAGUUGACGUUUGCUGACAAGACAAAAUUCUCGCAAGGAUUUUGCAGCGAAUUGAUACUUUGGCGGGUGGACACGGUCGGGCCUUUGUCGAAGAGCGGCGGAGUAUCCGAACUAGCGCGUAUUAAUUCCCCUGAAAUUUCAGCGUUCAGUAACGUAGCUUGGAUUCCAACGUUGUUACCAAGCACCACCUUGGGUAAUUUGUCGAAUUCACCGAGCGCGUGUUUCGUCGCCAGCGAUGGCGAAUGUUUGAGGGUGUAUCAAGCGGUUAUCGACGCUAGAACACUGCUGGCGGAGGUAUCGAUUAGCGAAAGACGGAGUAGAAUGAUGGUCAUUGCGUUACGAAUCGAAUCUCUGUCGUUCUGUUGUCCAUUCAGGAUUCCAUGGCAAGCCUCUCGACAGACAUGUCGUCGGACGACAGUAUGAGACAUUCGAUUCACGAUAGAAUAAAAAUCGUAUCGCAACAGUCUACAGCUAGGCCAGGUUGCGUCAUACAGUUGGAUGCCAUUUCUGACGCUACGCAUGACUGGCAAAAUACGCAAUUCUUGCACGUAUUCCAAGAGCAAUUGAUUACGGGGGAUCGAAACGAUGACAAACAAACUGGCGUAGAUACGUCGAUAAAUGACUUGGGGCUGAUGGAGUCUACGUUGGACGCUAUGGUGGAUCUGCAACAAUCUGCCAUCUUCGAGGAACCGUUCUACAUAGUUGUGUUGGAAAGAACGCAACAAGGUACAACGGUACACAUGUGGCGUUUGGUGAUUGCCUCUCAACCCGAAACUACC
This is a messenger RNA of Heterotrigona itama, 2963 nucleotides long. The record is from the annotation of a GenBank genome assembly. NCBI's taxonomy places the organism in Eukaryota, Metazoa, Arthropoda, Insecta, Hymenoptera, Apidae.